Molecule: messenger RNA, 3552 nt
Organism: Stylonychia lemnae
Lineage: Eukaryota; Ciliophora; Spirotrichea; Sporadotrichida; Oxytrichidae
Source: the annotation of a GenBank genome assembly
AUGACUCAUGAUGUAACUACCUGUUACAGCUAAAUACCAAAAUAUGGUUAUCCAGGACUGUUAGGAGGUUCAUAAAGCAAUACUUAGUUUGAAUGCCUAGAUUAUGAUUCAAACAAUCAAAAUAUAUUGAUUGGUGGAUGGUCUUCUUCAAGUGAUUUGGUAGGAUCAGCCUAUCCAAAGAAUCCAAUAAUACUCAGAAUAAAUGAAAAUAAUGGAAGAGUUAUUUGGGAUAUCAAAAUUCAAAAUAUAGGUGGAGCUUAAAAUCCUCUAAUGGCAUCUAGAUGUGCAAUUCAAGAUACUGCAUAAUAAUAUGUAGUAGCAAUUUCAACAAUAUCAAGUAUCAAUGUGUUCAUCAUGCAAUAUUCAAACGGACUACUAAAGUUUAGUUAUGUACUGUAUAAUACAGCUACUUUUUCCUCAUCACUGUUUGAGACAGGUAUUGAUGUAAAAAUGGAUUCUGCUGAAAAAAUUUACUUGCUAUCAAAAGAAACUGGCCUUACACAUUUGUCAAUUUUCUAAUUUACAGGAGCGACUGGGUCAAUAACUGCAACCUUUUAUUAUGAGUACGGGGAUAAUUCUUUGCAAGUACUAAAUAUAGCAACAGCUAAAUUUCAUCCUAAUUUUGACUAUCUUUAUAUUGGAGGUAACUAUUAAGGAGAUUUAGCUCUGAUAAAGAUAAACAUUGCAGAUGGAACUUUUCUAACAGGGACAGCAGUUCCACAAUCAGGUACAUCUUCCAAUGAGCUAAUCAGCUAAAUCGGUAUUUAUAUUGAUUCUAGUCUUGAUCCUUAUCAAGUUGCUUGUGCUUAAAAUCUGGGAACUGGUAAUGAUAUUGGUCUGAUGUAUUUUAAAUAACUAUUUGACGGCACGAGUUAACUAUUGUAUACAUGGUAUCUUACUAUGACUUACCCUACUUAUUGCUUGGCUGUUAAUUAUGAUGGAGUAACGAUGAGUUACUUGCUAUAUGAGAGUUAGAGAAGCAGAAAUUAUUUUGGUACAAGAUCAGUAUCAAGUGCGACUAAUUUUGAUCUAAGAGAAAUUUAUUAUGCUUUUGGAAACGGAUUACUUAACGCUUAAAAUGCCUAUCUUGACACUUCAGGUUUGUUCUUUAUUGAUAUUGGCUCACUUCUAAAAAUUAACUCCAAUUAAUACUCAUAAAGUACAGCAUAUCUGGGUCGAUUCCCUGUUGGUCAGAGUUGCAUUUCAUCAAGUUCUAAUACAAAUACCUUUACAUCUAUAUAUUAAGAUUCGUUUAUCACUGGUAAUUUCUAAUAGCAGACUUUAAUUGCUUUGACACCUUUAACAUUAAGUUUUGAAUUGCAAGAAGAUUCUACAGUUGAUAGCUAAGCAUUAACUUCUUUAAAACUUGCUGAGUUACCAGCUGAAUGUCUUGAUUAUGUUUUUGGCACAGGAAAUGUCAAUUCCCCUGUGAUUGGAAAUAGAGUCUAUAAUGUAGGAGAUCCUGCAUUAACUAUUUUUGUAUCUUAGUUCACAUACACUGAACCAUGUAUAGAUACUCCAACUUGGGUGUAUUAGGGAUUGCAAUCAGACUAUAGCCCUUUACCAAGCUUUAUUCAAUUCAUCUAAAUCAGUUAUGGUAGUUAUUUUAGAGUUGAAACUUCAGAUUAGUAGAAUGCUGCUACAUAUCAGUUACUUGUUGAGGGAACUGCUAGUGGCUAAUAUAUUGGGUAUUCAUUCUUCGAACUAUAUGUAAGCUCAACAGGAGGUUCAGUCUCCCCUUUAGAUAAUAUUCUUAGAACCUAUGAAAAUAGAGCACCUUAUUUUGCCUCGAAUUUGGAUGAGAUAAUUUAAAUCAAAUGUAGAGAGAAGAAAAUUAUAAAAAUACCAGAUAUUGUAGAUCCUGAUCUAGAUUAAGUAUCCUUAGUAAUUACUUAAUAAAUUAAAGAAAUUUUACCAGGAUUCAUUUUGCUUAAAGAUAAAAGAUUGAUUAUAGAACCUUAAAACUUGGAUUAUGGAAAUUACACACUUUUAUUCAAACUGACUGAUGAUAAUUUAACAUUUCCAAUGACUAAUUUUUACCAAGUUAUAAUUGUGGUUAAAAGUACAUAUUAAAUUCUAAAAUAAAGAAGUCCACCAAUAAUUCCCAAUCAUCCUAAUAACUCAGUCGAUACAAUGAAUGAAACAAUCAAAAGCUAAAAUGUUGAAAUGACAAUAAAAAGUAUCAAUGAACAAGGACAGGCUCGCAUUUUGAUAAAGGCAGAUAAUUCCAUUGAUUCAUUCUAACUAAAGAAUUAUCUAACAUCGGUUCAGAUUUUAAAUAGCCUAAAUGAAUUAGCUUAUGUAGAGUACAAUAUUACUGGAUUUCAGGAUGGAAUCAUUGUUCUACAAUUAUUACUUGAUGAUGCAUAAUCAAUCUCAAGAUACUAAUCUUAAGAUCAGCUAAUAAUCUCAUACUUUAAAUAGAGAGAACUAAUCACAAAAAUUAGGAAUAUCCCACCACAAACAAAAAAUGAUGUUGAAUAAAAGCUAGUUAAUUCACUUUAAUAAGUAACAGAUAGUAUAUUGACUUCUGUUCUUUAUGGUAGUAUUGGAAUGAGUUUGGUUUUUGGAACGAGUCUACAAUUACUGUGGGGAUUAGUAAAUACAUUAUAAUUGAUGUCACAUACACCUCUUAUGGCUAUCCCAUACAAUAUGCCGAUUCUAUCCUUCUUAAAAACCAUUUUCACUGUGGUCACUUUCGAUCCUAUUGACAGAGAUUUGGUUUCAAACAUUUUUGCUAUAACUUUUGGUACAGUAGUCAUUUUGAUUUGUUUAAUUCUUCCAAUUAUUUUAAGAAAAUUCAAUUAUGAUUACAAGAAUAGAAAGCUUAAAGAGUACUUGGAUGAAAUUAUAGAUCCAUUAUCAGAUAAUGGAGCAUACUCUUCAUUGUAUUACUCAGUUUUCAUUAUAAUGAGCAUCAGACGAUAAAUAGCAAGAUUAAUUAGGAGAAUUAAACUUAAAUAAAUAAGGAAACAGGCUCAAGAGCAACUCAAGCAAAAAUAGUUGACAAUAAUAAACGAAAGUGCAGAACUAUAACUUACUGGCAAGGGUGAUGAUGAUGAAAAUGAUAGGACUAAUAAUUCUCCAAACAUCAGAUUCCAAAAUAAAUCAAAUCUCUCAUUUAGCAAGUCAAAAAGUCCUAAGAAAUUUAACUUUAAUCAAGUUAUAAAUAAUAAUAUUAGUCCAAUAAAAACUGUUUCAAAUAAUUUUUCUCAGAGGGUUAUAUAGAAAAAGUCUCUAUCCUAAACUACUUUGCUGACAUCAAGUACUAAUGCCAGUCCAACUAAAAGGGAAUUGUAAAGAAUUAAAAAUCAAGAGAUAAAAAUACAAAAUUUCAUAGAUGAGGAUCCUCUGGAUGCUAUGAUGAAUCAGAAAUCAAAGAAUAAUAAGUAAUCGUUAAAAAAUAAGGUACCAGAUAGAAGCACUACAAAUCGAUCUUCAAAUAGACAGAGUUAAAAUACAACAUUAAACUAAAAUGAUUCAGAGCAAACCUGGAGUUAAGAAACUUCCAGAUAAAUGAUUCCUAAACAAAGCAAUAGAUAUAGAAGAUGA